UGCUACCAUUGAAACCAACGAAGAAGAGGUUCAGCCGGUCCUAUUCGAUGCGCGCAAGUUCGAGACAAACAUGGCGGAAACAAAAGAGCAGGCACCGCUAAUAGGAGAAUAUUUGCCCAAAGAAAGAAAAACGUUCACCCCCGAGGAAGAGGCCAGGCUAGAAAGGCAACAUUUUUGGAGAAUAAUCGACGCCUUUAGAUUUUACAGGGGCCAUGUGCAAGAGCAUGUCAGUCGAGCCGAGCGUCACUUUCUGAGUCUCCCUGAGCGCCACCAGAAUUUGCUGCCGUCUGUACUUCCACACCUGGUCCACAUCCGUCAGUGCGCAGACCACAACCAUGAAGUCCUGCAGGCCAUCGUCGAGCACAGCAUUCACAUGUUUGAGAACAUUGAGUAUGGGGAGAGGGAGGAUCCGAGAAAAGUGCGCUCCUCCUCGACAUUUGACAUGGACAAGCUCAAGUCCACCAUUAAGCAGUUUGUCAGAGACUGGAGCGAGGCGGGUCAGGGUGAGCGGGACUCCUGCUAUCAGCCCAUCAUCCGGGAGAUCCAAAGGCACUUCCCAAGUGACCAAUAUGAUGUGUCUAAGGUCAGCGUGCUGGUCCCGGGGGCUGGACUCGGUCGUCUAGCUUGGGAAAUUGCUCGUCUCGGUUAUAUUUGCCAGGGCAACGAAUGGAGCUUCUUCAUGCUUUUCUCUUCCAACUUUGUUCUUAAUAGGUGUGAAAAGGUGAAUUGUCUGACACUGUACCCCUGGAUUCACCAGUUUAGCAACAAUAAGAAGUCUUCCGAUCAGACGCGGUCUAUCAGAUUUCCUGAUGUCAAUCCUCAGAGUUUACCACAAGAUUCAGACUUCUCCAUGGUAGCAGGAGACUUCCUCGAAGUCUACUCUGAUGCAGAUUCUUGGGACUGUGUGGCUACUUGCUUCUUUAUCGACACGGCUCAUAACGUCAUACAGUAUGUUGAGACCAUCUGGAAGAUUCUUAAGCCUGGAGGAGUGUGGAUCAAUCUAGGUCCGCUGUUGUACCAUUUUGAGAACAUGGCCAAUGAGCUCUCAGUUGAACUCAGCUACGAAGACAUCAGGGCAGCAAUGGUGAAAUUAGGCUUCCACAUAGUGUUGGAGAACGAGUCUCUACAUACCACCUACACGGAGAACGAGCGCUCCAUGUUAAAAUACAUUUACGACUGCGUCCUCUUUGUGGCACGGAAACCUCAAAAUUUGUACUCUAACUGUCAAAAAGAGAAUGACCAACAGAGUUCACCGCCCGCUGCCAAAUCGCCACGACAAGACAACUCGGAGUGUCGUACUCCAGGUUCGUUGUAGUUGUCAAGUCAACUGGGAUUGCCUCCAGUUCACCCACGUCCCCAACCAGGGCAGGUGCCAUAGAAAACGGGUGGAUAUUUGCUACAUUUCGAAUGCAACGGAACAAUAGUGGCCUCUUUGCAUGGAUCGUUGAUGAAAAUGUUGUCAAAGCUUGCUGCAGCUUUGCCAGAAUUUGUGUGCGUGUGUGGGUGGGUGUGUGUGUGUGUGUGUUUUGUACUUGAAUAAAGCAAACAAUGUUUUAUAUACAA
This is a messenger RNA of Phyllopteryx taeniolatus (common seadragon), 1563 nucleotides long. RefSeq names its product carnosine N-methyltransferase 1 (gene carnmt1). The coding region runs from base 71 to 1315 and encodes 414 amino acids. The transcript is spliced from 9 exons. Lineage: Eukaryota; Metazoa; Chordata; Actinopteri; Syngnathiformes; Syngnathidae. Gene Ontology annotation, molecular function: S-adenosylmethionine-dependent methyltransferase activity. The record is from RefSeq and is a predicted model, not a curated record.